AUGUCUGUUGCUUCUACAACAAUUAAUUCGGGAUUUAACGACGAAGAAGAGAAAGAUCGUGUGGGUCAGAACUUCAGAUGGCCUGUUUCGAUGAAUGAUUGUGAUAGGGAAACGGCUUUCUUUUACAUAGCAGAUGAUGCUGCCUUGGAAUUUGACGAUGAAACUGGAUUUAAUCUCGUCGCCUUCUUUGACAAUCUCGAUAAAAGCACAUUUGAUGAGCAUAAGGACAACUGGGUGUUGGUGUAUAAACAGGAAGUGAAGAAAUACGGGUCAAAGCUUACGGGCAAGGAACUAUUUGAUCUCGAAGGUGAAAUGCCUGGUGCAAUAUACUUACAAGUAGAUAAAUCACGUCGAGAAGAUCUUGUGAAAGUGGCGCCAAUAAAGACAGUAUGUGUUUUACGUGCUGGAAAUGAGCACAUGAUACUUAGAACAACGAAUUCCGUUACACUUACGUAUAAUUUUCGUGAUCCUAAUAAUCGCAAUAAACUGUACAAAACUAUUAUUGAUUCGGCUGCACCUGAGACGAUACUUCCAUAUCAUGUCCGGAGGAUGCUUGGAAAAAGAGGAUGGCAUCCUAUCCGUCAUUUUGCUACAGGAUAUGGUGCACCGUCUCGUGUUUAUGUUGCAUCAAUGGCAAUUGAGGUGGCGAUUGGAGAUGAUAAUAGUUGGAGUAAAUGGAUAAGAACAGAUACUCUUAGAGUUUAG
This is a messenger RNA of Ambispora leptoticha, 705 nucleotides long. The record is from the annotation of a GenBank genome assembly. Lineage: Eukaryota; Fungi; Glomeromycota; Glomeromycetes; Archaeosporales; Ambisporaceae.